Ichthyophthirius multifiliis is the source of this 3521-nucleotide messenger RNA. Its product is annotated as phosphatidylinositol- -diphosphate 3-kinase, putative. Gene Ontology annotation, biological process: phosphatidylinositol-mediated signaling; phosphatidylinositol 3-kinase/protein kinase B signal transduction; phosphatidylinositol-3-phosphate biosynthetic process. Gene Ontology annotation, cellular component: plasma membrane; cytoplasm; phosphatidylinositol 3-kinase complex. Lineage: Eukaryota; Ciliophora; Oligohymenophorea; Hymenostomatida. Gene Ontology annotation, molecular function: 1-phosphatidylinositol-3-kinase activity; 1-phosphatidylinositol-4-phosphate 3-kinase activity. The transcript is spliced from 8 exons. The record is from RefSeq and is a predicted model, not a curated record.
AAAAAAAAUUAACUUAAAAAUGAAUGAAGAAUACUAGAAAUAUUUGAUAUGUGUAGAUCCUUCAACAGAAUAAUUUUAUACUGUAAAUACAAUAAACAACAUAAUAAGAAUAGAGGAAGAUGCGGAUGAUAUAAUGAAAAAUAAUGCCGAAGAUGCUAUUAAAGAUUUACGCUAUAUAAUCGAUACAAGUAACUGUGCAUGGUUAUUUUAAUCAUAACAAGCAAAAAGAUAUUAAAAAAGGCCAAUUCCAAGUUAUUUAUUAAAUAAAGACUCUUGUAAAUAUCCUACAUAUUUAUGUUAGUCGAACUUAUCAUUAGCAUUUGCAAAUGUUAAUUGUAUAAAAUUAAUAGUUAUACUUGAUCAAUAUUAGCAUUUAUUUAAAGAUGUUACAGUUUAAUAAGCUGAUGGCACCAAAUGGAAUGGAAAAUAAAUAGAAAUUGAAGGCAGAUGAAGUAAUAAAAAACAUUUUAAGAGAAAUAUAUAAAAAAUCAUAAAUAAAACUUAAACCAUUAAAUGAAGAUAAUUAGUUUAUAUUAUAAAUAAAAGGCUUUCGUGAAUAUUUAACCGGAAACCAUCCUAUGCUUAGUUAUGAUAGAGUUCGAAUAAAUUUAAGAGGACACGAACAUUUAGAUGUAAAAUUAACAGAAAUUCCAAUAAAUAGUUAAUAAUCAAAUUAAUUUCCACCAAUAAUUACAAGAAAAACCUCUGAUAUUGAAAAAAAUAUUUAUACUCCAAUUAACUGGACAGAUUUAUAUAAUGUGCCUAUUCUUCUGUGGUAUCCAUAGGUGGAUUUACCUCCAAAAGGUACUCCUAAUCCUAAUUAAGUAUUAGAAGAAUCAAUAAAAAAAUUAAAAAAAGAGAAAAAAAAAGAAAAAGCUAAUGAAUAAUAGGAAUACUCGAAUUAAUAUGAAUAUAUUAAAGAUAUCCCUUGUAAGGAAGAUGUUCCAAUGAAAGAUUUUGCUUCAAUAAGAUAAAAUUUUGGAAAAAUAAGCAGUAAAUAUUUAUCUUCAGGUGAAUGCGAUUGUUUAUUUAGAAUUAGAGUUUGUGGUAUUUAAAAUUUGUUUAAAAUUUUGGAAUAAAUAAAUCCUGAUUUAAAAGAACAUGAAAGAGCGACAUACAAUGGAAUUAUUUAACCCACAUAUAUAACAAAGACUAAUUAGGAUGAAGUUUUAAAACACAAAAAAAAGAAAUAAGAAGAAUGGAAAGAAUGGACAGGUGUUAAUCAAAAACAAUCUAAUUUAAAAUUUGCAAAAACAAAAAGAGAAAAAUAAGUUGAUACUCAUACUUUCGUUACAAAUCAUGGUAUUGAUGGUGUUUCUUUCAUGGCUGGUUUAGAGAAAAAAUUUGGAUUAAAUUUUACUCCUUAUUUAAUUUCUUUAAAAGUAAUGUUAUAUCACGGAUCCAUUUGUUUAAAAUCAUAAGAAACAAAAAAAGUACCUUUUUCAAGAUUUUGUAGCUUUAACGAAUGGAUAACUUUCGAUAAUUUAAAAAUAUCAUAACUACCUUUAGAAGCUAGGAUUCGAAUUAAUAUAAUACUACAUCCUGAUGAUCAAACAGAUCCUUAAAUUAUUGGUUCUAGUGUUUUAUGGGUUUUUAAUGAAGAUGGAAUUUUUGCUCAAGGAUUAAAUGCACUUAAUGUUUGGCCAUUUUAUCGGGUAUAAGAUAGGCUCUCGUGUAUGAAUUAAUAUUGGGGUGUUCCAAAUAUCCCAAAAGAAAUGCGUCCAAAGGCAUAUCCUGAUUAAAAAGAAGAAGAAAUAGUGGAGCAAUUUGUAGUAAAUAAUUUUGCAAGAUUAUUUAUUUAAUUAGAGAAAUUUAUAGACAUACUCUAUUACUCUUUAAGGGAUGAAAAAAAUAUGGAAUCAGUUGGUUUUCCGAAAUUAUCAAAAAAGAUGAAAGGUGAUCGAUUUAAAAACUGGAAUACAACUCCGAAAACAGAUGAUUUGGCACAUUUAUAAGUUCUUUUAAAUUUCGAUCCUUUAAAAAGAUGUGAAUAUACAGAAGAAGAUAAACAUAUACUUAUGAUUUGUAGAAAUCAUUAUAAAACCUUAACACAUGCAUUAUAGAUCUUUUUAUUAGCUAUUAAUUGGUUAGAUCCUGAAUAAGUUAGAGAAGCUCAUAAUAUGUUAAAACAUUGGACUCCUCUUUCCCCUGAAGAUGCUCUACCUCUUCUAGAUGCUAAUUUUGCUAAUGAAUGUGUCAGAUUGUAUGCUGUGGAAAGAAUUAGUACUUUUUCAGAUGAUGAAUUAGCUCUUUAUAUGCUUGAGUUAACUUAAACAUUGUUGUAUGAAAGAAAACAUUAUUCACCUUUAACAGAAAUGUUACUUGAGAGAUCACUUUAGAAUCCUUUUGUAGUAGGACAUGAGUUUUUUUGGUAAUUAAAAAGUUAAUUGCAUGUAAAAGUGUUUUUCGAAAGAUAUUCUUUAUUAAUGGAAUAAUUUUUAAUGUUAUGUGGUUCUUUUAGAAAAGAAUUAAUGAUAUAAUGCUAAGUUAACGAUAAAUUAAAAAAAAUUGGCCAAGAAUGUUAAGCAAUAUCAGAUAAAGAUCAACAAAAAAAAACUGCUAGAGCACGUUUAUUGGAAAUAAGAAAUGAUUUGCCUUAAAAAUUUACUUUUGCUUUAGAUAGUAGAGUUUAAGUUAAAAAUUUUAAAGUAGAAAAAUGCAAAUGUAUGGAUUCUAAAAAAGUACCUUUAUGGAUAGAAACAUAAAAUAUAGAAGAAGGUGAUGAGGGAAUGUCUAUAUUAUUUAAAUGUGGAGAUGAUAUUAGAUAAGAUUAACUAACAUUAUAAUUAUUGAAAGUAAUGGAUAAAAUAUGGCUAGAUGCAGGACACGAUUUUAGAAUGAAACCUUAUAAAGUAAUAACAACAGAUGAUUAAGUAGGAAUGAUAGAAAUAGUUUUAAAAUCAGAAACUACAUCGAAAAUACAUAAAAAGUUUGGAGGGGUUCUUGGGGCAUUUAAAGCUAAUACUAUUUGGUAAUAUUUAAAAGAAAAAAAUACUGAUCCUCAUUCUUUUGAAACAGCAACUGAUAAUUUCCUUAGGUCUUGUGCUGGAUAUUGUGUAGCUACUUAUAUUUUAGGUAUUGGAGAUAGACAUGCUGAUAAUAUUAUGUUAAGUUAUACAGGACAUCUUUUCCAUAUUGAUUUUGGGCAUUUUUUAGGAAACUUUAAGUUUAAGUAUGGAAUCAAAAGAGAAAGAGCUCCAUUUGUUUUUACAAAAGAAAUGGCCUUUGUUAUGGGUGGAAAAGAUGGUACUUUAUUCAAGAAAUUUGAAGAAUAUUGUACUUAAGCUUAUAACUUGGUUAGAAAAUAAGGAAAUUUCAUUAUUAAUAUUUUCUUACUUAUGUUAGAAGCAGGAAUGCCUGAACUUUAGUUUCCUCAUUAAAUCGAAUAUUUGAAAAAUUAAUUAUCUAUUAGUUUAAGUGAAUAAGAAGCUACUAAUAAAUUUAAAAAAGAAAUUCACGAUUCAUUAAAUAGUAUUUUUAGAAGAUUUGAUAAUUUUAUUCAUUAGUUAAAAAGAAAUUGA